AGGUCGACCGAUAAAACAUGAUGAUUGUUCGAUUAACGAUUCAUUUAGCGUUUAGACGAUUGCCGAUUAUAUUGCGUUGUGUUUUUCUUCUCGAAAAUGAAAAUUUAGUGAAAAGGAAGUCAAUAAUUGGAAAAUAAUUGAAAAACUGAAUGUAAGCAGUGCGAGUCGCAUAACAACGACUUAAAUAUCGUGGAAAUCACAGUCCACAGCUGGGUAAUUCGUGUAUCAAACUGAAUACAAGCGGGCUGAGGCAGCAGGAGCAGCGGCACCACCCACACAGACAGCAACAGUCCUUUGUGCACAUGGGUGGAAACAGCGCAGCUGCCAAUUCGAGCGCUUUUAGCGCUGGCGGCUACAUUGGACCGACAACAAGUUUGGGUGCCGCCGGUGGCAGUGAUUUAAUUCCAGCGCCAAUUGGAACUGGCAAUGCGAUGGGCAGCACAUCCUACACGUAUGGCGGCACCAGUUGGGAGGAGUUCUGCGAUAGACAUGCGCGCGUGGCCGCCAGUGAUUUCGCCAAGGCGUGCAUUAAUUACAUUAAUGGUAACCUGCCACCGGAGGAGGCACGCAACAUACCACACCGCAGUUUUGCAUUAAAAUUUGUCGAAUAUUUCGCGGAUCACUACGACAAGGAGUUCUUUAGGCGUCGCAGCAAUCUAAAGACAGGCAUUGGCUCGUUCUUUGGAGAGGGAAGCGGCGGCGGUGGUGGUGGUGAUUUUGACACAGAGGAGCACGAGGUAUCACGUCUGUUUCCCAAGUCGCUGCUGCGUCGUCUCUCCUUCAAGGGAUUGCGCAAGGGCAAGAAACUCCUCUUUUUGCAGGCAUUCUUUCACAAGAACUCGGACGAUGUCGAUGGCUUAGGCAGCAGUAAGCAGAGCGGCAAAACAAAGCUGGCCAAGAUCGUAGUCGAAUGCCGCAAGGAGGGCAUUGUUAACAACUUGACAGCCGAGAGUUUGGAUCAGACAACGGGCACACAGAAAUGGGAGAAAUGCCGCCUGGCUCUGGUCAAGGCUGUGGGCGGAUACAUGCUUGAGUUUUAUACACCGCCCAAAUCGACAAAACCACGCAGCGGUGUCUUCUGUUUCCUCAUCUCCGAGGCACGCGAAACCACCACACUGGAGAUGCCCGAUCGUUUGAACACAUUUGUACUGAAGGCGGACAACAACAUGGAGUAUGUGAUUGAGGCUGAAAGUGCCGAGGAUAUGCGCAGCUGGUUGGCCACCAUACGCUACUGCAUGAGGACGCCGCCAACGCAGCAGCCGAUGCUCGAUUCGGAUAUGAUUGCUGCGGCCAUGCAAACAUCACCGGUUACUACCAAUCCGAAUCCGACUGCCACUGGCAGUGCAUUGGGCGGCAUACAGAAUCCUCAAUAUCAACAGCAGGGAGGUCUUGGACUUGGCGGCUCCAAUGGCAAUCUGGUUAACUCGCAGUCCGCAGACAGCGGCUUGUUGGCAGCCUCAGCGAGCAACAGCAAUGCGAAUGCCGCAUCCUCGUCAAAUGAUGUGAAUGCCAUUUCGAAUCCUCAGGCUAGCAGCGAGCUGAGUAGCACGCCACCAGAGAUACCAUCACGUCCGACCCGAGGUGAGCGCGGGGAACAACGCUUGUCGGCUUCCAGCAACUUUGAUGGCACUGAGCUGGUCGAAACGGAUUCCGAUGUGAAUGUGGCUGAUCUGACGGCCGAGAUGCGCCAGUUUCCAUGGUUCCAUGGCACCUUGCCGCGAGCUGAGGCAGCUCGCAUGGUGCUGCAGUCGGAGGCAGCUGGUCAUGGUUACUUUUUGGUUCGCCAAAGCGAGACACGACGUGGCGAAUUUGUGCUCACAUUCAAUUUUCAAGGACGCGCAAAGCAUCUGCGCCUAAUCAUCUCCGAGAAGGGACAAUGUCGGGUGCAGCACCUAUGGUUCCCCACCAUACAGGAGAUGCUUGAACAUUUUCGCCGCAAUCCCAUACCGCUCGAGUCAGGUGGCACCUCAGAUGUGACGCUAACUGAUUGGGUGCAUCAUACCAGCAGACUGAACGAUUCGUCCGCCAUAGCAACUGUUGCCACAACGGCCCAUGAGCCGGGUGCCGAUGCAUCUGCCGGAGCUGGCAAUGUUGCCGGCGGAUCCGGCAAUGCGAAUGGGAAUAGCAAUGGACAUCCAUCGCCGAGACAUUGCAACGAAGUGAUUACCAUGAAUCUAAGUGUUCGCCUAAAGACAAACGAAAUCGAACUGCCACAAGAGCCGACACACGUCUAUUUUCCGGAGCAAGUCUACUUUCAUUUGGAUCCCACAACGCUGACCGUACACAGUUCGCCGCCGGCGGGGCAAGGUUUUCUAGAUCAGCCGCAUCUGCGUGCCUCGAAUGCUUCACUCCAGGCAGUUCAUCAAGGUGUUGCCACAUCGCGUCAUGGUACUGAUAAUGGUGCCAGUGGCAGUGGUGGUAUUUCCGGCGGGGCAGCCGGCGGUGCAACGGGAGCCGAGUGCACCGGACGCGCCAUUGAUAAUCAGUAUAGCUUCACUUAGGCGAUUGAUCGAUUGAUAAGAUCGCCAUUGCAUUGAUUUUGAAUUUCUUGUGCGGAAUUUAUUUUUGUGCCAUUUGCGUAGCAGCAGCAGCAAAAUAUUUUUGUAUUUUGUUAAAAUCCUUCUCUUUAUUUUUGUUUAGUUUAGUUUCUUUCCUCUGUGUCCUGCAAACGAAAAUGUAUGUAUUUUUGUGUAUUUCUUGUUUCUUAUUAUUUUAGACUAUUUUUGCAAGGCAUGAAGUAACUGAAUAUUAUUAUGAUUAUAUAUGUAUACAUUUAAUAGCUAAAUGUGUGUGUUCAUUUUAAGUAAAUAAGUACAUGUUGUAAGUAUGUAUAACAACAACAAAAAAAAAACAUGUAAAAUUAGUUGCACCAAAGGUGCAACACUUGCAAAUCCUAAAACUUCCUGCUUUACAAAAAAAAAA
Molecule: messenger RNA, 2922 nt
Organism: Drosophila innubila
Lineage: Eukaryota; Metazoa; Arthropoda; Insecta; Diptera; Drosophilidae
Gene: Lnk
Product: SH2B adapter protein 1
Exons: 4
Coding region: 303-2501 (732 amino acids)
Biological process (GO): intracellular signal transduction
Cellular component (GO): plasma membrane
Molecular function (GO): transmembrane receptor protein tyrosine kinase adaptor activity
Source: RefSeq, a predicted model, not a curated record